ACAGGUGGCUAUUUGUGUUUCCCGCAGCAGCAGCAAAGUUCGUUCUGAAUGAAUUAGGAUAGCCUAUACUUUACAAAAUAACAUCGAUGAACAAUAUGUACAAUCAGUAUAAAAAUACAUCGAAUUUGUUUACUCGACAGGUGUACGCCGCCAUCAUCUCACACACUCACGUGCGGGAUUAACUCACAUUCUUAAAACACGUAGGUGUUGAAUAAACAACGCAACAUAACGUUAAUAUUCCAAUAAGACUACAUUAUGUUCUUGAUUUCCUGUAUAUAGCUUUGGCAUGUAAACCAUAGCGUGAUACUGAAUGUGAGUAUAGAGAAGCGUUUGAGACAUCCAUUAUUGAACAGUAGGGAUUGGACACCAUUUAGCAAAAGCUAACGAUAGCACGAACACGGAAAAGAAGUGCUGGGUGAAACGGAGUUGUUCAUGCCUCUGCUGAUCAUGAAUAGGCAAGGUUACAGUGGGGAAAAUGUUUCACCAAGGAACAUUUCCAUUGGAAUAUCAGGAAUUGGAAGUCCGACUAACGGUCUAUCAGAGGAGGAUGAGUUUGAUUUAAAGAUGGAGCUGGCAAAGACGGAGGAUGAAAUACAGACUUUGCGGCAGGUACUCUUGGCCAAAGAGAAAUAUGCAAUGGACAUCAGGAGGCAGCUGGGUACUGGCCCCUUCAGUGAGAUUAAACAAAACCUGUCCAAAGGCUGGCAGGAAGUCCAGACCUCCAAUGCAUAUCUGACAGCCUCAGCUACUCUGGAAGACAUCAGCCAAUCUAACGUGUAUAAGAGGACCCAGGAGAGUAUCUCUAAUGCAGGACAGAUGACCAGUGCUGCCCUGUCCACAGUGGGUGUGGCCAUUACAAGGAGACUUGGAGACAUGAGGGUGAGGACUAUUAGGCCAUGGUCGGCGGAGAAGGUGGAUUAUCCCAGGACGCGAAGGCGAAGGGGAGGAACUAGGACAUUCAUGGAGUGGGGUCCACGUCCCGAGCCAGAACCGCCACCAUGGACAGACGCCCACCCGGACCCUCCCUAUGCUCUUGAGGGCACUGCCUUUGCCAAGCCCACCUCGCCCCUCCUUGGGCCACUCCAUCAGUGUCCCUGCUAUGUCAAUGAGGCUAAUUGCGAACAGUGCUUGGGGAGGAAGAGUCUGGUGAACGACAUUAGAAUGACAUUAAUGCUGCAAACAUUCCAAUACAUUCAAGUCCUUUUGAAGACAUGGUGUGAAGCGUGAAGAACAAGGUGUCCAGGAUUCUAGGGAUUGACGGAGAUAACUCUGGGUCUGAAAGAAGCCCAUCUCAGAACAGUGGUUCCCUCCAACAUAAUCUAUUUUCUCUCAACCAUCUGUAAUCUCACUACUCCCUUCAUUACUUUAACCUGAUGUCAUGGUCCACACUACCCCUUCAAAGAGUAAACAUUAUGCAGGAGGUUGAUAACUUGGGUAUGGCUUUGACAGUGUUGGUUCCAAACUUUCAUUCAUUCUAAAUAUGAAGUAGUAUUUCCAAUAUGUAGUUAUGUAUAUUGUCCAACUGUUUGAAGGAAAAUGUCAUUGUCAUAUUCUACUAUUGCAUUAUAAGCACAUAACAAUCACAAAUGUACAGUAAUGUAUUUUUGUACUUUAAGAUAAUUUACAAUUAAAACAAAAGUGGUCUGUUCUGAUUUUGGAUACUAUAACUUUCUGGAAAAAUAAAGAGAGAAAUAAAAGUGAGUAUUGUUGUUACAGUU
Messenger RNA from Oncorhynchus nerka (sockeye salmon), 1718 nucleotides. Its product is annotated as tumor protein D54-like. Lineage: Eukaryota; Metazoa; Chordata; Actinopteri; Salmoniformes; Salmonidae. The transcript is spliced from 11 exons. The record is from RefSeq and is a predicted model, not a curated record. The coding region runs from base 433 to 1227 and encodes 264 amino acids. Gene Ontology annotation, cellular component: cytoplasm.